GGACGAGUGGCGGACUCUUCCGUGACUUCCGUCUCUGGGAGUGCAAGUGUGCGACUGCCGACUGGUGCGAGGUUGCGACUCUUAAGAGCACUGGGGAGUGGGGACGAUUGCUGGGCGGUGGACUGCGGUCUGCGGAAACUUGCCGGCGAAUGGAGGACUGGAGGAGUUUGGUGGAUAGAGCUCCAAUUGACAAAGUCUUCUGAAAUCCGGCCCUUUCUUUAGGAAUAGAGGAUGUGCAUUCAGGGGUCACGAUGAGUCUGAAAAGUCUUAUAAUCGAGGAAAUGUGAUUGUACUGAUAAAUUACACAGCAAAGUGGAAUGCCGAUGUGAAAGAUGUUGUAUUGAGUAAUGCGCCAAGAAAUGCCAAAUCCACUUCUCCGGACAUCCAAAAAGAAGUUUUAUCACUAAUGGCUAACAGAGUUCGUUGGUUGAUCCGAGAGGAAAUUGGAGAUUCUUGUUUUUCUAUCCUUGUUGAUGAAGCAAAGGAUGAGUCAGAACGAGAACAAAUGGCGAUUAUCUUGAGAUUCGUGAGCGCUACAGGUAUUUUAACUGAGCGUUUCUUUGCUAUUAAAGGCGUUUCUGAGACUUCUUCUGAAACACUUAAGCAUGAGAUUAUGAAUGUCCUGUCUCAUUUCAAUCUUCAAGUUCACAAAUUACGAGGCCAAGGAUAUGAUGGCGCUAGCAACAUGCGAGGGCAGUGGAAUGGAUUACAAGCAUUGUUUAUUAAUGAUUGUCCAUUUGCGUAUUAUGUCCAUUAUUUUGCUCAUAGGUUGCAAUUGACAUUGGUGCCUGCAGCAAAGCAAUGUGAUCCUAUUUGGAAAUUCUUUUCUAUAUUGGAUAAACUCAUUAAUAUUGUUAAGUCUUCUGCUAAGCGCAAUACAGAACUACAAGAUGCUCAUAGAUUAGAAAUUGAUGCUAUGUUGGAAAGUGGGGAGCGACAAUCUGGACGAGGGGCCAACCAAAUGUCAUUCUUACAGCGUUCAGGUACAACUCGUUGGGGCUCUCAUUAUGAUUCUGUUCUAAGUAUGCUUGAAUUGUAUAAUGCAACUUGUAAGGUGCUUGAAAAUAUUGCUUGUGAUGGGUCAAAUUCAAAGAUCCAAAAUGAAGCAGAGGGAGCGUGCUCAAGUAUUCAAAGCUUUAAUUUUGUGUUUGGUUUGCAUGUGAUGAGAUCUAUUAUGGGCAUAACUGACUUUGUUUGUCAAGCAUUUCAAAAGCAAUCUGUUGACAUUUUAUCUACGCUAGGAUAUGUUUCAACUGCCAAAACUCUUCUUCAGGAUUUGAGGGAUAAGGGAUGGGAGGAUAUGUUUAAGCAAGUAGAAGAUUUUUGCUUAAAACAUAAAAUUGAUAUACCUGACAUGAAGAGUAAAAUGUGCCGCGGAAGAAAUGAGGUGGAUGUUGAGCAUUAUUAUCAUUUUGAAUAUUUCACAGUCCAUCGAUUUUCAAGUUGCAGAGUUAGAAUCAAGAUUUAAUGAGACAACAGUUAGACUUAUGGAACUUAGUGUGGCAUUGGAUUCGAGAAACUCUUUUGAAUCUUAUAAUGCCAAUCAUAUAUAUAAGCUUGUUGUUGAGUUUUAUCCCAAUGAUUUUGAGCAACACGAGAGGAAUGCUUUGAUGGGGGAGCUGCCGUUUUAUCAUUCUCAUGUGGUAAAAAACUCUCAAUUUCAAGUUCCUACUCUUGCAAAUUUAUGUGAAAUGUUGGUCAAGACAAGAAAGGCUGAAGACUUUAAAAUGAUUACAAGAUUGAUACGUCUUGUAUUAACAUUACCAGUUUCUACGGCCACAACUGAGAGAGCAUUUUCAGCGAUGAAGCAUGUCAAGACUGCGAUUCGAAAUAAGAUGGCUGACGAGUUUCUAGCUGAUAAUUUAACAGUUUUUAUUGAAAGAGAACUUGUUAGCACAAUAGAUAUUGAUUCUCUUAUCGACGAGUUUGCUAAAGUAAAAGAUCGCCGAGUGCAAUUGACUUUGUAGCAUAAUGCAUUAUCUCUUUUGUUGUAACAACUUUUAUGAUAAAUUGUGGUUAGUUUUAUUAUUGAAUAUUUAUUAUAAACUUUGUCUUGAG
Cuscuta epithymum is the source of this 2058-nucleotide messenger RNA. The record is from the annotation of a GenBank genome assembly. Lineage: Eukaryota; Viridiplantae; Streptophyta; Magnoliopsida; Solanales; Convolvulaceae.